Stylonychia lemnae is the source of this 1893-nucleotide messenger RNA. The record is from the annotation of a GenBank genome assembly. Lineage: Eukaryota; Ciliophora; Spirotrichea; Sporadotrichida; Oxytrichidae.
AUGAGUAAGCAUUCAAGUUUGAAUGAAAGAGUGAAUAGCAUAAAUGUGAUUGAUUAACUGAAUAAUUCUAUCACCUAGGCUUACGUGCAAAAUACUAAUAUGUCCAUUGACUAACGCUCUCGCAGUCAGUAUUCGAAGUAAAGUUCCUCUAAAAUGGAUAGUGAUGCCAAUUUUUUCAAGGGCAAAAAAGCAUCGUAGUAAUUGGAACAGGAAUUGUAAUAGCAGUUAUUUGUAACGGGGCUAUUGGAAAGACAAAGAGCGCCACAUAUUGAAACUUAGUAAAAGUUAGAAAAAUGUGUGGAUGGUAUUGAAGAUCAAUUUGGAAAUGUACUUAAUAGACAUGAAAAUGAUUUUGUAAAUGCAUACAGAGGUCAUAUGGUCAAAGUUCAAAAAGAGUUAUAAUAUCUGCGAAACAAAGCUAGUGAAACGGCUGGAAAGAUUUUAAAUGAUGAUUCCAUCACUAAUCUUUAAGAUUAGAUUGGCAGGUUCAAAAGUGCUGCCAUCAACCUUGAUCGAAUUCUUGAAAUCUAAAAGCGUGAAGUGUAAAAACUUAAAAGCAAGGAGCUUAACAUAAAUGAGGACAGAAAAUUUUUGAAAGAACAAACAAAAGAUGCUAUGAAACAUAACAAAUUACUUCAGGUUGCUUUGAAGAAGACCACUCAGCAGAAUAAACUAAUUAGGGAAUUCCUUGAAAAGAAUAAAGUUAAGAGACCUAGACCGGGUAGUCCUGAUAGAUGUUAAUUAUCUCCAAGGCAGAUAAUCAAUCAAACUAUGGCGUAAUUUAGAGAGCCCUUUAUUACUCAGUAAGUACCUACAGAAAUUAACGAUUAGAACAUCCCAAAUAACAACUAAGACUACACCGCAAAGAAUCUAUUAUAAAUGCAAAAGAAUAUGAUAUCUCACGAGAUGCUUUCCUAAGAUUCCUAGGAUUUUAAGAUCAAAGAAUUUGUGCAAGAUUUGUUUAAGAGAGGCUACUCAAAAGAAAAAAUUGAGCUUAAAAUAGCCAAAUUUUUCAAGCUAUAUGACCUUUCUAGGGAUGAGAGGAUAGAUACAUUACAAAGGAGACUAGAAAAUCAGAAGCGAAACAACUUAAAGAUUAAGAAUUAUAAAGCCUAAGAUUACUCAGAAAAAUCAGAAAUAGAAAAUCUGUUCUUAGAUUGUGUUGAUGAAUGCAAACGAGAUCUAUUAAAGAAAAAAGCAAUGAAUGCUUCUCAAGCUAAGUUCUCAAAUAAUAUGAUAGUCGAAAGUACAUCAUCAGACCACCAAGCUUUGAUGGAGCAAGUAAUACUUAACAAAGAGACCUUAAUUACAGUCUUUGAGUAAGUUUUUGGUACUGGAGGUUUUGUAGGAGCAGCAAUUGGCAAUCUGGAGCACUAAUUGAAAAAUAAAAAGUUUUCAUUAGGUGCCAAUUAAUCAAUCAGUUACUUUUCAAAUGCAACAACAAAAGAAAAUCAAAGUGAAGAAGCUGAAAGAUUCCAUCAAAUUAUGACUGCUCCUAUUGAAAACCUAAUCAAUAAUAUGAGUGAGUUUUCAAAUAGCCAAACCAGGAUUGGCAUAAGAAAGUUUAGCAAUAAUGAUACCUCAAUACAUACUAAUAAAAGAGCUUAGACAGCAGGGGGUGGCCAAAAAUAUAGCUCUCAAGUUAAUACAGCUCUCACUUAUUAUAAUGAUUCAGCACCAAUCCCAGAGUAUGAGCCAGAUAGAUAUAUAACAAACAUCAGAGCUGUUACUUCUCAUAGUUAAAAGCGAGACAGUUUUCUGGUUUAGGGUGACAAAAGUAGGUAAAACAAUAUAAAGCCUCAAAGCUCUUCAAAAGAACGCUCCUUUUCUGUUAAAAAUGGGAAACUAGUCAUGAAUCAUGCUGCUAAUAUGAAUAUUAGCAUUAAGCAGUGA